AUGGAGGAAGACAGGGCUCAGGUUGACCUAGGAAUUGCGGCAGAUGUUGAAGAACAGCAAGAAGAGGCUAUCGCGGCCCAGCGCCAUCCCAAGAAACGCUUUGUGGGCAGAAAGCAAGCUGCAGAAGCCGCCAUGAGGAAUGAAGCAAAUAUGCCCGAGAGAGAAGCCGGCUCACGAGCCCCUCGUAUUCUGAAUCAGGUUCCACCCGAAAUCCUCAAUGAUCCAGACAUCAACGCCGCAAUUUCGCUCCUCCCUCCAAAUUACUCCUUCGAAAUACACAAGACCAUACACCGCAUACGAACGAAUGGAUCGAAGAAAGUUGCUCUACAGAUGCCGGAAGGCCUAUUACUCUUUGCAACCACAAUAUCGGAUAUUCUUACGCAAUUCUGCCCUGGUAUCGAGACCUUGAUCAUGGGAGAUGUUACGUAUGGAGCUUGCUGUAUCGAUGACUACACGGCAAGGGCGCUGGGAUGUGAUCUGCUGGUACACUACGCACAUUCCUGCUUAAUCCCCGUGGAUGUGACAACAAUCAAGACGCUCUAUGUGUUCGUUGAUAUCAGUAUUGAUACUUCACAUUUGCUUACAACACUUGAGAAGAGCUUUCCUUCGGGAAAGUAUAUUGCCAUGGUUGGAACGAUACAGUUUAAUGCCACGCUUCAUGGUAUACGAGCACCUCUGGAGAAAGCCGGCUACAAGCUUCUGAUUCCCCAAAUCUCUCCGCUGAGUAAGGGCGAAAUUCUAGGAUGUACAUCGCCACGGUUGGCGGAGGAAGUUGACAUGAUUCUGUACCUUGGAGAUGGACGGUUCCAUCUCGAGAGCGCCAUGAUCCACAACCCUAUUAUCCCAGCUUACCGAUAUGAUCCAUAUUCCCGGAAGCUCACAAGGGAGACCUAUGACCACAAGGAGAUGCAUACCCUCCGUCGCGAAGCUAUUGCAUCCGCUAAGUCGGCGAGAAAGUGGGGACUUAUCCUCGGGUCCCUCGGCCGUCAAGGAAAUCCACAUACGAUGGCACUCAUCGAGAAGAAAUUGGAGAGUCAAGAGAUACCCUACAUCAAUCUGCUACUCAGCGAGAUUUUUCCAGGCAAGCUCGCUAUGAUGUGUGACGUUGAGUGCUGGGUGCAAGUUGCCUGCCCUAGGUUGAGCAUCGAUUGGGGAUAUGCCUUCCCCAGACCUUUACUAACCCCAUAUGAGGCAUUGAUUGUUCUGGGUGAAAAGGAAGACUGGGGGGUUGGAAACGAAGAUGUCUAUCCGAUGGAUUAUUAUGGGAAGCAGGGCCUUGGGAGAACCACUAGACCGCCGAAGUUGAUUGCGGCUGAAGGGUGA
Molecule: messenger RNA, 1323 nt
Organism: Drepanopeziza brunnea f. sp. 'multigermtubi' MB_m1
Lineage: Eukaryota; Fungi; Ascomycota; Leotiomycetes; Helotiales; Drepanopezizaceae
Source: RefSeq, a predicted model, not a curated record